UUCCGUCUACACACACGUAUACGGUAGCUAGCGCAAAGGACGGGGAACGAGAAUCGCAUUGUCUUGUUUUGUGUGCGCGAAUGUGUUUUUCUCCCUCGCCCUCCUUCUCCAGGAGCAUCGAAGAACACGGUACGGUUGUAAAAGGGUCGCCGCCGUUCUCUCACUCACUCUCCUCGCUCCGACUCGCUCCACCGCGUACGGAACGACCGUCAUCUCCGACUCGCAGAUCGUGUCCGCCCUUCCGCUCCGUCCACCCGGAUCGGCCGCCCCGGCAAUCGGCACGACUACCGGAGUGGCGGUCAUAAUAACGUUCGCACGCAAACACUCGUUUACGCGCGCGAUAUUCCAUUCUCUUGCGUGGCGCGCGCACGCGUGCGUCGGUACGUUGCGAGCGGCGGCGGCGGGCGGACGACCUUCGGCGGUUGUUUUUUCGUCUCUCCUUUUCUCCUCUUCCAUUUUAUCGUUAUCGUUCCGGGGAGAAAAAGGGGGAAAAAAGAGAUAAAUACCCGAGCGCGCGCCGCGACAACGCUCCGAACUACCCGACGGCACCGAUACCAUGAUAAUAAAAUAAAAAAAAAAAACUUCUUGUCCCUUAUCUCUGCGUACGACUAUAUUAUUUCUGUUUAUUAUUAUUACGCGACGGGUAUUAGUGGUUUUAUUAUUACUACUUUUAUUAUUAUCAUUAUCACUAUGAAUAUUAUUAUUAUUACUAUAACGCGCGUGUACGCACAGCGCACUUGAGGGCGACUCAACGUCUUCACCGCGUGUUCCACGGAGUUGGCUGUCCGCGUAGUUCUUCUGUUCGGUGACGCUGUAUAACCGCUGCCGUCUCUGCCGUCCGUCGCGUUUACUUCGGCUGCCGCACCACGCACCACUAGCUGGUUACGUUGCUCUCCUCACCUUCUCGGCCAGCCGACGAUGUCGUCGUCGUUGCCGCGUUGAUGUCCGCCGGGAGACGCCGUCACAACUGUUUUUCAAUAUUUAGAUAUGAAAAAAGAAAACAAAUAUAAAGCUUAAUAAUGGUCUCAUACUCAGAUAGUGUUGCAACUAAUUUAACGGCAGUUGCCAAUAAUAAUAUUCAACAAACAGAUCAAGCAGUAUUUGAAGCAGAUAAACGAGCUGUUUAUAAGCAUCCACUUUUUCCCUUACUCGCAUUACUUUUUGAAAGAUGUGAACAAGCUACACAAUCGGCAGUUAUCUCAAAUUCUGAAAGUUUUAAUAUGGACAUCCAAGCUUUUGUUCAACACCAAGAAAGAGAUAGGAAACCAUUUUUAAUUAAUGAUACAGAAAUAGAUGGACUGAUGAUUAAAGCUAUUCAAGUAUUACGGAUACAUUUAUUAGAACUAGAAAAAGUUCAAGAAUUGUGUAAAGAUUUUUGUAGCAGAUAUAUAACAUGUCUUAAAAUUAAAAUGCAAAGUGAAAAUUUAUUACGUUCUGAUUACACCUCUGGUUACUUAGAAAAUAAUAGUAGUGGUAACUCAAGUAAUAGUAAUUCUCCAUUGUGCCAUUCUCCACACCAUAGUCAGGUGGUAUCCUCUUCAGGAGUUUCUGUGCGGCAGCCUGGAGACGACGAUGUUAUAAAACCAAAAACAAUAAUGGAUUUAAAAAACAUUACCAGUCUUUUGUCAAAUAUACCUUCUUCCACAUCUGUAGAAAUGAAAGAAGUAUCUCAAAUAUCAGAUGUUUCUCAACUUGAUCUAACAGUCACCAAACCAGUAAUUCAAAAUUCUUUAGAAAAAACACCGUUAUCUGCAAUUGGUACAAACUUAUUACCGAAUAAUAUUUCUAUCUUACAUGGUUCCUUAUCAGCUACUAGUGGUGGAUCAUGUGAUGAAGAUGAUGAUUAUUUUGGAAGUAAAAAAAAAAGACAGCAAAAACGAGGAAUCCUUCCUAAACAUGCAACAAGUGUAAUGCGUUCCUGGCUUUUUCAACAUUUAAUUCAUCCAUAUCCUACCGAAGAUGAAAAAAAAAUUAUUGCUGCACAAACAAAUUUAACAUUGUUACAAGUAAAUAAUUGGUUCAUCAAUGCUCGUAGACGAAUUCUGCAACCUAUGCUUGAUGCUUCUACUCCUGAUAUUACUGGUGAACAAAACUUUACUCUUGCUAAAGAUAAGUCUGUAAUUGUUGAUAAUAACAAGUUUUCAUGGCCUGUUGACGAUAUAAUGCAAUCUCAAAAUGUUAAUGAAAAUUCAAAUGAAUCAAAUUUUGAUGAAAGCGAAGAAGAAGAUGAAGAAGAAGAAAUAAGUGACAUAUUUUCUCAACAUAGUGUAAAUGAAUCAGAUUAGUCAAUAUUCAUUCUAAUCAUAUUGUUUUUAAUUUAUAUUCAAAUGUAAUAACAACUCAAUUUUUAUUUUAUUCGUAGUUUAGCAUUCAUUGUAUGUGAUUAGUAAUAAAAUAUUGUAAUUCAAUUAAUAUUUUUAAAGUAAUGUGAGAUGAUUGACUUUUAAUUUAAAUUU
Molecule: messenger RNA, 2456 nt
Organism: Sipha flava (yellow sugarcane aphid)
Lineage: Eukaryota; Metazoa; Arthropoda; Insecta; Hemiptera; Aphididae
Product: homeobox protein PKNOX2-like
Exons: 9
Coding region: 1020-2285 (421 amino acids)
Biological process (GO): regulation of transcription by RNA polymerase II
Molecular function (GO): RNA polymerase II cis-regulatory region sequence-specific DNA binding; DNA-binding transcription factor activity, RNA polymerase II-specific
Source: RefSeq, a predicted model, not a curated record